This is a messenger RNA of Cladocopium goreaui, 7695 nucleotides long. Lineage: Eukaryota; Dinophyceae; Suessiales; Symbiodiniaceae. The record is from the annotation of a GenBank genome assembly.
AUGAUGAUGCGCAGGAGAGCCAGUGGAAGUCCUGAAGCUGACCGAUCAGGCGAAGAAAGGCCAGAAGAGGAGAUGCUUGGGCCAACUGGGAGACCUGUGAGUUAUGGACCUCAAAACCCUCAAAUGUUGGAACUUGAAGAUGAAAAGAAAGAUGUAGAGAAUGAAGAACCCAAAAAAGAGCUAGAGCCGCUGUUCACCGAAGAACAAGUGAGGCAGUUUGAAGAACUGCACAACAGAGCACCUCUGUUGUAUGGAAGUCCACAGAGGACGCAGCUAGGAAUAGAGGAUGAAGCCAGGUCUUCAGGUUUAGCUUUGGAAGAUGUGCAGUUGGAAAGACCGAAGUUUCUACCUGCAGAAAGACCUGCAGCGAUGCCUGCUGGUACGCCCUCAGUGAUUUAUCAGCAGCAGAUGAUGCAGUACUUCUUCAUGUUGCAGCAAGAGAACAUGCAGCUGAAGAUGGAACAGGAGUUGCUGAAAGAAAAGCUGAGGGAGAAGGAAGAAAGAAAGACCUCUGAGGUAGAGGUGCCAAAUGGCGAAGGAGGAAGAAAGGCUAAGCCUGAAGUGGAAGGGUUUCAGACUCCUGAAAGCCAACAGCAAGGAAGCCGUGCAGCUGAAGACCGGGUUGUGAAGACAGAGAAUGACCUGGAAUCCGAGAGGAGAAGGCUGUACGAGUUGACACCGAUGGAGCAAUAUGAUGAAUUGCAAAAGGUGAUGGAUGCUGCGGUGGGUUCAGUGAAGAAGCCACCUCCUGGACGAGACCUUCGAGGACCUUGGGAAUCUCAUCAACCUUCAGAAGGAGCACGACAGAAAGAAAGAGAUGUUCCAAAGAAGGAAGCAGGUGAGAAAGGGACUGGAGGAGAUGCCAGGAAGAACCAAGGAAAUGCGUUGGAGCCAGCUGAUGAUGGAAGAAUGCAAAGGCAGGUUGAUGUCCUGUCUAAGAUGAUGUUGCACCUUCUGGAAAGUCAGCAAGGUAAAGAUGAUGGAGAAAAGAUGGAAGCGGUCAAACCUGGAGUGAACAAGUUGCAGACCCUCCAGGAGCCGACCGAAACGGCCCCCAUUGACUAUGCCGACUGGUUGACCAUGAUAGAGCCGGUGAUGACGGAUCUGUCAGACAGUUCGCAUGUUUGGUGGCGACUUGUGCUGGAUGAAUGCAGCGCAUGGUACUCUGAGUAUGUGAAGCUCCGACCACUUCAAAGAACAAGCUUUGAGAUCGAGGCCUCUGAAGAACUGAAGAAGACGAAGUGGGUUCGAGUGGAACGCCGAGCUGUUUCCAUGCUCAUGGAUGCCAUACCCACUGGAGUGAGAGAAGAGCUUGUUGCUACCAAGUCACUUUCUCCAGUGAAGGUGAUUGCCAAGUUGAUGACCAUCUACCAGCCUGGUGGACUACAUGAACGAACUGUGAUUCUGCGUCAGUUGGAGGAUCCUGGCGAAGCAGGAAACGCAGUGACUGGAGUCCAAAGUCUUCGGAAGUGGUUGCGAUGGUUGAGAAGAGCUCAGGAUGUCGGGUUAUGCUUACCCGAUUCCACUAUACUUUUGCGUGGUCUGACAAAGUUGAUGAAGAAGCUGCUGAACAACAACCCAGAACUAGCUUUCAGAACCUCACUUGUCAGAAACACACUCCAAUUGGAUACAAUUCCAAACCAUCAAACUGUGAGGACGUACUCUGAACACCUACUGUCGGAACUGGAGCAACUGGUCCACUUGGAGAAAAGGUCAAAGGUGGCUAAUGCAGAAAGAGCGACAGCCACAACCAGCCAGGUGAAGCAGUUGAACGCCGCAAGCAGUGGGAGCACAGAGGACAAGAAUGUGAAAAAGAAUGUGAAGGAAUGCAAGUUCUUUCAUCAGGAGGAUGGUUGCAGACGUGGUGCAGCUUGCACUUGGGGACACAAUGUAGAGCCAGGGGAGAAAAGGUGCUAUGUGUGCGGAUCCACCAAGCAUUUUGCGAGGGAGUGUCCACGCAAGGACAUUCAAAAAGACCCAAAGGUGCAGAAAGUGGAAAAGGAGGCUGAGACCCCCAACAAAACCGCCAAUAAGAGCCCUGCCCCUGCUGAGGCCCCAGCAGUGGCAACAAAGGAGGCUGAGACCACCAAAGAAGAAGUUGCUAGUGUUGGAGGAGACUCUCUGCAAAGCGUCAUGGAAGAAGCUUCGAAGAUGCUGAAGAGCAUGGGAGUUGAAGAAAAGCCUACAAAGACCAGGGAAGAAAUGACCAAAGGACGGAUGCUGGAGCUACAGAAGGAGUUGCAACAGAUUCAGGACGGAUCGUGGAAGCCUAGAAUCAAUAUGAUGAAGACUGCCAUGGUUGCACGAGUCAAGUUCGGCAAGAAAGCGUUGCUGGAUACUGGAGCCACUCACGCUCUGAGGUCCAAGAGGAGUGAUGAGAACCUGGUUGAGGGCAAAGAGUACAAGAAAGUGAGAGUGAACCUUGCAGCUGGAGGUUCAAAGACAAUGUGGAUGACGGAUGGAGGAACCCUGGUACAUGAAGAACCAGGGAUGGAACCGAUACUACCAGUUGGUCGUCUAGUACGAGAACUGGGAUGCAGCUUUGAGUGGGAAGAUGAUGAAUGCUUUCUUUUCCACCCCAUCAGGGGACAGAUAGCAGUGGAGGUCGAAGAAGGAUGUCCACAGAUCACCCAGGCAGAAGCGGAAAAGAUGGUGGAUGAACUUGAAGGAAUGAUGUCGCUUCGAAGCAUGAAAAAAGUGGCAUAUGAUGAUGCAUGUUGGGGCGCAGAAUGGAUGGCUGAGUUGGUAGAGAAACAUCCAGUACUGGCCUCAAUACCCUCACUUGUCAAGGACAACCUAGUGGAAGUGCCGGCCGAAGACCUUUCGCUUUUGAAGGCCAACAGAAGAACCAGGAGACGAUGGAUUGAACAAGGGGUCACUGUACAUUUGUACGCCGGGCCAGAAGAAGGCCUGACUCUGAAGAGAGCCUACUUGGAGAAGGGAGGUGAUGGCACGAGGUUGAUCGAAAUAGACGUGAAGAGAGGAGCACAUCAUGACAUGUUGAGAAUUGGAGGGAUGUACAGUACCCUCCUCAAGCUGGCGAUGCUAGGAGCCAUUGAUGCAGUGGUUGGUGGCCCAAAUUGCCGUACACGUUCAGUGCUGCGACAUACUCCAAGAGAAGGCUUCCCAGGACCAUCGAGGACGGCGGGAUACCCUUGGGGACUUCCAGAUGCUCCCCCUGAUGAACAAGGAAAGUUGUUGCAGGACGAUGCAUUGAUGCUGAGGAUGCUGACCCUGUACAUGGUUGCACAGAUAGCGAGAGAUGCAAUGGUGAAAGAAAGAAGCAAGAGGUGUUUGAAGGCCAAGGUUGGAUUUCUGUUGGAGCAGCCAGCAGCACCGGAGUGGUGUCCAGAAUGCGCUUCGUGGUGGAGAAAUCGAACAUGGUUGCUGUUCAAGCACUACUACCAGAUGGAAGAAGUGACGUUUUACCAAGGAGAUUUUGGAGGUGAAGCGAGAAAGCCAACAACAUGCGGAACAAACCUUGGGUUUCAACCACCAGACCCACUAGUACAUGGUGGGAGGAGCAGAGAACAAGGUCCAGAACUGGAUUCCAGUAAGCUCUCGAGGUGGGCUCCUGGGAUGAUGCAUGAAGUUGCAAGGCUUUUGAUAGAGGAAGUAGAAGGAAAAGAAGUUCGACUGAAGAAGUUGUCGUGGACUGCCCACGUUGACAAUGGACAUGUGCCGUUUCGGCGCGAUUGCGUGGUUUGCCAGAGGUCAGCAGCGAGACAAAGGCCGCAUAGAAGACAUGAUGAUCCAGAAGCGCAUAGAAGACAUGAUGAUCCAGAAGCGCAUUGUUUAGCUGUUGACAUUUGUGGCCCAUUGAAGUGGGGUCAGGACGUGGAUGGUGAAGAGAAGAAAUACCUUUUGGUCGGCUCCUACACGUGGCCAGUGGAAGGUAAGGACUCUGAUGAAAGCUUGGGGAUGUUGGAUGAGGAGACUGCUGAAGAUGAUGAAAUGCUUCCGGUUUUGGAAGAUGAAGAGGUAGAGCAAAGGGAGGCGUCAGCGUCUUCUUCCUCGCCACCCAAGAAGGAGGCUCAAGCAGAGGGUUUACCUUCAAGACCAGCAUCGAAAAGGAAAGGGGAGGAAGAGAAGCCUCCUGAGGAUGCAGAAAGUGCUGAGGAGAAGACUGAAGAAGGAAGGCUGGAAGAAAAGUUGAAGACAAAAGGAAUGCUGAAGCUGAUGACAUGUGUGCCAUUAGCCUCAAAGCAUGCGCUGGAUGUUUUGUCAGGAGUCCAAGAAUUGGUGGUGAAGCUCAGAAGGUAUGGCUACCCAGUCGUACGCCUGCACACGGACUAUGAAACAACCUUUGUCAACAAGCACUUGAAGGGAUGGUGCUUGAACCGAGGAAUUGUGAGGACAUCGUCCACCCCAGAAGAACACCAACAAAAUGGAAGAGCAGAAGCUGCAAUAGCUUCUAUCAAGGGAAGGGUGCGACGUCUCUUGCACUCCUCUGGCAUGGAGACGAAGUGGUGGCCGAUUGCAGCACGACAUGUGGUAGAGCUGGAGAGAAGAAGGUUUGAAAGGAUUGAGGACAAACUGCCAAGGUUUGGACAGAAGAUAGUGACAAGAAAGCGGAAAUGGAAAAGAGGAGAUGAAUUUGAAACGACAGCACAGGAAGUCACUUACCUGACUCCAAUCCCAGAAGUUUCAAAAGGACAUGCGGUUAUGGAAGAAGAUGGAAGUUUCAAGGUGGUGAGCUGCCUGAUCCAGGACUGCAAAGAGCCGCAGGAAGAAGAAAAGAAGUUGGAGUUAGAAGAAGUGAUUCAAGAAAGGGACCCUAUGGAAGCGCGAAGAAGACUGAGGAAAAAGAUGUCAGUCGCUUCUUUGAGGAUUCCAGAAGAAGAAUUUGCAGAAAGUAUCAAGCUGUUCCAGGCAGUUUUGGAGCAGGAUGAAGACGAGGUCAUUCCGGCAGUGAUGAAAGGGAUGAUUGCCAUCAGAAAGGAAAUGGCGGCACUGCAAGAAGGCCGACUUGAAGAAGAAGUGCUACAGACCAGGGUAGUUUCCAACCAGGAAGUGUAUCAAAACAAAGAUGAGUGGGUUGGAGCUAUCAGAAAGGAGAUUAACAAUUUGGUGCAGAAAGGAGCAGUCAAGAGGCUGACCAAAGAGGAAGCUGCGUACUACAAGAGAGAGCAUGCAGACAAGUUGGAGGUGGUGCCAGGAAAAGCAGUACACACGAUAAAAGCACCAGAUGGUAAGAGGAAAUGCCGCCUGGUGGUGUGUGGGAAUCACCUUCAAGGAGGAGACAAAAAAGAAACCAAGGAGGAACAUGCCAACUACUAUGCAGGAGGGGCAGACACAAUCUGCCUGCGACUUGCACUGUCCAUGGCAGCACGCUAUGGGUGGGACAUUGCAGGUUUAGAUGUGGUUGCAGCGUUUUUGAACGCGCAGCUGGGGGACGUGCAUGAGAAACCACAACCAAGAGAAGACCCAACAAGAGACAGAGGCCGCAUUGUGUUGAUGCAACCACCGCGGGUUCUGGAAAGACUAGGUCUGAUCGAAGUUGGAGAGCUUUGGCUAGUGGAACGUGCCCUCUAUGGACUGAGAGAGUCGCCUCGCCUGUGGAGUGAUCACAGGGAUGGAACCCUACAUGGCAUGGAAAUACAACAAGGAGGCAGGACGUUGAAGUUGCUGCCGAGUUUUGCAGAAGAAAACCUUUGGCUGAUCAAGGAUACCAGCCUUAGAGAUGAAGGUGGGGUGCAAGGAUUGGUUUUGAUUUACGUGGACGACAUGUUGGUCAUGUCGAACCCGGAGAUCACCAACAUGGUGGUGGAAAAGAUACAGAAGACAUGGGAAGUGACCAAACCUCAAUGGGUCACUGAAACAGAGCCAGUUCGGUUCUGCGGGAUCGAGAUCUACAAGAACAACGAAGGGGAUUACUUUGCGGGACAGCAGUCCUUUGUGAAAGAAGUGCUGAAGCGCCACAACUGCAAGGAGUUUGCGGCAUCCCCUUUGAAAGACAACUUCGAGCCGGAGGAGGAGCUAGAUAGGACAAGAGAGGAGAUCCAACUGGCCCAAAAACUGGCCGGAGAACUGCUGUGGUUGGCCGGAAAGACCCGACCCGACCUAGCUUACACUACCAGCCGUAUCUGUUCAAAUGCAACCAGGUCUCCAAAAUGGUGUGCAGGAGCAGCUGCACACACCAUGAAGUACCUCAACAGAACCUGGGGUAUGGGACUGUGCUUCAGGAAGAAGGGAGGGAAUGUCCUGGAAGUGGCAACAGAUGCCAGUUUUGCACCAGGUGGUGGUUUGUCGCAUGGCUCAGUAGUAGCAAGCAUGGGAGGUACGCCAGUGAUGUGGAGGUCCUCAAAACAGCCUUUCCCCUGUUUGUCUACCGCAGAGACUGAGCUGGUAGAAGCCAUCGAGGGAGUCAUAGUUGGAGACUCUUUAGCAUGCAUAGUGGAGGAGUUGGAAGGAAGAGUGGAUAAGCAGCUGGUAUGUGACAACAUGGCAGCCGUGGCUUUGUCCACCACGCGGACAGGAGCUUGGCGCACACGGCAUUUGAAAGUACGUGCGACACACCUCAAAUGGAGGGUGGAAGCUGGAGGCUGGAAGAUGCACCAUCGACGGGGCACAGAGCUCGUCGCAGACAUGGGUACAAAGCUUCUUGGUGCCAACAAAACGAAGGAUCUGUCAAAGAAGAUGAAUCUGGAAUGGCUACCAGAUGUAGUAGCUUUCUCCAGAGCGAAGGAAGAAAGGAUUGAGAAAGAGGAAGAAAAAUUGGCAGAGGAACAGGACAGAGAACCAGCUGUGACGGUAUCCAAGAAGGUCUUUGCAGGAGAUAUGGAAAAGGUGGUAAAGAUCGCCACCCUCAUGGCGGUACUUCAGAAGGUAGAAAGAGUAUAUGCCAUGGACGAGAGUGAGACGGAAGAAGGAUCAGAAGUUUUGGCGGCAUUUGGCUUGUUGAUGAUGAUCCUUGGAGUGGUUUUGUACAAGUUGGUAGAAAGAAUGUGGAAGAUCUUUCAUGAGAAGAGAGAUCACGAGGAAUGCCAAGCUCGCGCCCUUACGCGCGACUCUCGCGCCCUUAUGCGCGACUCUCGCGGCCUUAUGCGCGACUCUCGCGGCCUUACGCGCGACUUUCGCGGCUUCAUGCGCGAUCGAGAACGUCACCAACUUCAUGUACGCGAAGAAGAAGAAGAGAUAAGUUGUGAAGAAGGAGAACAGACCACCGUGAAAGUGGCGACUCUGAGGAUGAGAAAAGCUGAAAAUAAAGGUUCCAAUGAAAAAAGACAGGAAGGAGGAAGCUCCGCUACCAGAAGCGACAGUCACACAACCGAGAAAGGCACGGAGGAACGACAUGACAAAAAGGGAGCACAGACAGACGGAGCUGUGGGAACCCUGGAGGAGAGGGAGCCCAGUCUGCUCGUCCUGGACGACGCUGUGGGAACCCUGGAGGAGAGGGAGCCCAGUCUGCGGGUCCGAGCGGAGCAGUGCCCACUCCUGGAUGGCGCUGUGGGAACCCUGGAGGAGAGGGAGCCCAGUCUGCGGGUCCGAGUGGUGCAAAGCCUAACCAAGGAGAGGGAGCCCGGUCUGCGCGUCCAGAUAGUGCAGAGAAGCCGAACCUGGUGGGGCCAAUCAUCACACCAAAUGGGAGGAGAUUCCAUAGAAGCAGUGGAUGCCCGACGUUGGCACAGUCUUGGAAAGGAAGAAAGCCGCUUUGUGGUGAAUGUGGCGACACCUACUUGGUGGCUGACGUGA